Suillus discolor is the source of this 1113-nucleotide messenger RNA. RefSeq lists its product as uncharacterized. Lineage: Eukaryota; Fungi; Basidiomycota; Agaricomycetes; Boletales; Suillaceae. The transcript is spliced from 5 exons. Bases 1 to 1113 code for a protein of 370 amino acids. The record is from RefSeq and is a predicted model, not a curated record.
AUGUCUCGCUUCGACCCUUCUAUGCUUACUGCUUCCCCCGAACCUGAGACGCCGCCGUCACCUACACGCGACCAGCCCGUAAUCGAUGACUCCAUUCCGGAGGAGUCGAACGAGGACCGCAUCAACCACGCCUGGAGCCUGAUCUGCGAGACGCUGCGUUCCUGCGCAUUGACGGCUCCCGCAGCCAAGGAAGAACUGAUGGAGGACCAGGAGACUUGGAUGCGCGAUUGGAGAACUGUUUUGGAACAAAUGAACAAGUGUUUUGGCCGUGCACAAGAUGUGCAAGUCGAACUGACGCUGGAUGCUCAGGGUGCGCAGGCCCUUGAGGAUGGUAAGAAGGAGUAUUGGGUGUUGGAGAGACUCAUGAGGGGUUGGACGGUGAAGGCGACUGAGCCGCCACGCGAGAAGUCCGCCGCACCCACUAACGAUGCAGGCGUCACUACGACUGUGGAGAAAGAGGCUUUGCCUGCUGCCAUGCUGGCCAAAGAGGUCGCCAAUAUGGGCAUACCGGUGAGUACUUCUGUUGUUGGCCGCAUGUCUGUCACAAAGGAGAAGUGUGCGCGCUGUCAGAAUCGCACUGGCAUGUGUGACGGCUCGCCUGGUGUGAGGUGUUCCUACUGUGCCGGUGUAAAGCAGGCGUGUUCUUUCUCUAGGAAAGCUGAGCCGAAGGCGAAGCCACAGGCGAGGACACGCACCACCCCCCCUCGAGGCGCCGCGCCCGCCAAGAAGGCGCGUACUGGGUCGAUGAGUUUGGCUCGCCCAACAGUUCCGGCCACGACCGUCGAAGGUGCGGAGUCCUCGGAGAGCGAGUCAGAGACGGUCCUGCCGCGUCCUGUCCUACCGCUUCCCAAGCAGUCCGUGCCCAUGCCUAAGCGCAAGUUGGACGCCUCGGAGCGCGAUGAGUUGGAGGCACUCUGCAUUGAGGUAGCAUCACUCCAGGAAGAGAAUGUGGAGUUGCGCGCUCGCACCAAACGGUAUGGUGAGACGUUGAUCCAUGCACACCAGUAUGUGCGUGUGCAGGAAGCUGAACAGCUUCUUGCGUCGAACAAGGCUUUUUCGUCAGUGUGCGGCUGGCGCUCCUUAGAACUUGAGAUUGCCAAGUUAUUCCAUUAG